AUGGCGGCUCCCUCCCUCCUGAACUGGAGGCGGGUUUCCUCGUUCACGGGGCAGGUUCCCCGCGCCCGGCACGGCCACCGGGCGGUGGCCAUCCGGGAGCUCAUGAUCAUCUUCGGCGGAGGCAACGAGGGCAUCGCGGACGAACUGCACGUCUACAACACGGUUACAAACCAGUGGUUCCUGCCUGCUGUUAGAGGUGAUAUUCCUCCAGGCUGCGCUGCCCAUGGGUUUGUCUGUGAUGGCACCAGAAUCCUGGUCUUUGGAGGAAUGGUUGAAUAUGGAAGAUACAGCAAUGAGCUCUAUGAAUUACAGGCAAGCCGUUGGCUUUGGAAAAAAGUGAAACCUCGACCUCCUGCUACUGGUUUACCUCCUUGUCCUCGACUUGGGCAUAGCUUUUCUUUAUAUGGUAAUAAGUGUUAUUUAUUUGGUGGCCUGGCCAAUGAGAGUGAAGACUCAAACAGUAACGUCCCCAGAUAUUUAAAUGACUUCUAUGAACUGGAGUUGCAGCAUGGGUCUGGCGUCGUGGGCUGGAGCAUUCCAGUGACCAAAGGGAUCAUGCCUUCCCCACGAGAAUCCCACACAGCUGUUAUAUAUUGCAGGAAAGAUUCAGGGAAUCCCAAAAUGUACAUUUUUGGUGGAAUGUGUGGUUCCCGACUUGAUGACUUAUGGCAACUUGAUCUAGAAACCAUGUCCUGGUCACAACCAGAAACCAAAGGGACUGUACCACUCCCGAGAAGUCUUCACACAGCUAAUGUCAUAGGAAACAAGAUGUACAUUUUUGGUGGAUGGGUUCCACAAACCAUGAAUAGCAUCGAAGCUUCUCCUCGGGACUGCGAAUGGCGGUGUACCAGUUCAUUUUCUUACCUAAAUUUGGAUACAGCAGAAUGGACAAGUCUAGUCUCUGAUUCUCAGGAAGACAAAAAGAAUUCACGACCGAGACCGAGAGCUGGCCACUGUGCUGUUGCCAUCGGGACGCGCCUCUACUUCUGGAGUGGAAGGGAUGGCUACAAAAAGGCCAUGAAUAAUCAAGUUUGCUGCAAAGAUCUUUGGUACCUUGAUACUGAGAAACCACCAGCACCAUCACAAGUCCAGGUGAUCAAAGCUACUACAAACUCUUUCCAAGUGAAAUGGGAUGAAGUUCCUACUGUGGAAGGCUAUCUUCUUCAACUGAACACAGACCUGCCAUACCUCACGGCAUCACCGGAUUCUCACACAAACUUGCCAGGAAUCCAAGCAAGUUUCCCCAGACAAGCCAGUAAUAACACUGUUCCCAACAACGUAAAAGACACGGGAAAUAGUAGAGAAUCUGACCACAUAAUCAUGAAAGGAGCCGCGGUAAAAAGCCAAUCGCAUCUUAAAGAAAUGGAGUCCAACACUUCUUCUCUCCCAUCCUUUGCUUUGGCAACUAAUGUGGCAGAUGGUAGCUCUUCAGCAAAGGUGCUCAAGAAAAAUGAAGGUGCUCGAACUUCAAAGAAUGUCAGUGAAUCAUAUGGUAUGGAUUCAAGGACGGUAAAUCCUGAAGCUGCUGCAUCCAGUGCCAUUUCUGGUACACACAGCACAGUACCGCACCGGGUCAUUAAAACAGAGUCAUCCAGUACAAAUGGAGCAGUCAUUAAAGAUGAAACAUCGCUAACAGCAUUCAGUGCAAAAUCAGAAGCUGAUGAAGCCUUCAUGCAACCUUCAACUAAACUCAGCUCUGCUGAAACCCAGGACUCUGCUCUUUCGUUAUCAAAAGAUACGACUUCAAAGCCAAUGACCCUAGAAAAAAGAGGAGAAAGACAGUGGUGUGAUGUGGGGAUCUUCAAAAACAACACUGCUUUGGUCAACCAGUUCUACUUGCUGCCAAAAGGAAAGCAAAAUAUCUCAAAGGUAGGAAAUACAGAUGUCCCAGACUACAGUUUACUUAAGAAACAAGAUCUUGUUCCAGGCACAGUGUACAGAUUCAGGAUCGCUGCAAUCAAUGGCUGUGGGAUAGGCCCUUUCAGCAAAAUCAGUGAAUUUAAAACUUGUAUCCCUGGUUUUCCUGGGGCACCUUGUGCUGUCAGAAUCUCAAAGAAUGUGGACUGUAUACACCUUUCCUGGGAACCUCCAGCUUCACCCUCUGGGAAUAUUUUGGAAUAUUCUGCCUACUUGGCUAUUCGUACAGCACAGGUGCCAGAUAAUCCAAGUCAGCCCAUGUUCAUGCGGAUUUAUUGCGGCCUGAAAACUUCCUGUGUAGUAACUGCAGGGCAGCUCGCCAAUGCACAUGUUGAUUACACCUCCAGGCCUGCCAUCGUGUUCAGAAUAUCAGCCAAGAAUGAAAAGGGCUAUGGACCUGCUACCCAGGUUCGAUGGCUUCAAGAAAGGAAGGAAUCAAGUUCAAAGUAGAAGAUGCACCUUAACGGGAGAGAAGUUUUGACAAAGUAUUUUAAACAUUUGUAAGAUUUUGUAAAUGUCCUAAAUGUUUUAUUUUUGCAUUGUUUUUUAACCUUGAAAUUGUACACACUUUUUUUACAUCUUAAAUAUAAGCAUCGGACAGCCUUACUCAGGUGUGAUUCCAUCCUUUGGUAGGUAGGGAGGUGUUACGAGGCUCCAGGGCGCUUGUCUGUAGCCGUUGUUAGUGAUUUCAUAGAACCACUUCCUGUUCACCUCGGAAAUCGACAUUGAGCAAUAAUUGCAGUGCGGAUGUCCAGAACGAAGAACCACCCAAGACUGUUUGCAAUCAUUUUUUAUACCAUGUAGGGUGAGUAGGGGAUGUCUUAACUUAAUGCACAGUUUCCAUUGGACAAAUUGAAUGAAUUGAUGUAUGUAUGUUCCAACAACUAAUUUAAGAUGUAUAGAAUAUUUUAAUAUAUAACUUUUGUAAAGAAUCGGGAUUUUUAUACUACAGUAUUUGUAAUGAAUGUGUCUUACCAAGGUUUUCCUGAAGAAAUAUGCAAAAUCUUCGACACUCCAAAUGAGAGACCCUGAACUCUAAGGCAAAAUAAAUGCACUACUCUUGUGUUAGGCAACCUUGGCCUUUUGGGGGGGGAGGGGGAUGGUAGAUGAGAUGUAUGAAUUUUUAGAUCUAUAUCUUUAAACCAAUGUUUACAAUGAGCUUCUCCGGCCUGCCAGCUCUGCCCCUCCUGACUCCGAGAGCUGCCAGCAGCCACAUUUAUUUAACCUGUAUGCAUUGCUUUGGGCAUACGCUUGCUUUUUGCACUGGUAGAAUUUUAACUUACCUCAUUAUUAUGUUCGUAAUCAUUUUUGUAUGGCUUCCAUAACGUGUCUGAAAUACUUAGACUAAAUAAAUAUUUAACCAAAGUUUGAAAUAAAAUGGUAAGCAAUUUUGCACAUAUUAAAUGCCAAGGGAUCCUGUACGUGUGCUUUCGUGACUUUUUUUUCCCAAGUUGGGGGAUUGGCUAUAAAGUCAUAAGCAAGUGUUUCAGGCAUGGUUAUCUUUAAGGACUUACUUGUAUUAUUUCAAUAAUCCUCAGCUAACACCAGCUUUUUUUAGAAAAUCCUUUUAGUCUGCAUUAAUUAGUUGGUAGAUUUAUAAAACACUUCUCACUGACAGGAGUUAAUUGAUCUCUAGCUUAGACUUUCUUUGACGGGUGUAUGUAUUUAGUACCUAGCUUUCUCCAUGCUAAGCUUAGCAGUGAAUUUGCACCUCAAUUCUAAAAAAAGGGGUUCCGAGAUUGGAGAGUGAGAGGCAGAUCUUCUACAUGAAGAAUGUAAUGAGUGGAAUAAGCCUUCCAGAUUUUAAAAAAAUUAUCUAGACAUUCAUACAUUCUUUGUGAUGAUCUCAGAGGAAAUAUUCUGGUGAGGUGACAGCUGCAGUGGGGAAAUUCCUAGCUUUGCCAUUUUGCUAAUGACUGAUCUGAGGGUUCUGUUGAUAAACAGCUGGAGGGGCGUGGGGGAAAGGGGUGCAGUGAAGAGAGCCCUGAGCCUGGAGGCAGGAAGAUCUGAGUUCAAAUCCCCCCUCAGAUAUUUACUAGCGGUAUGACCCUAAGCAAGUCAUCUGCCUCAGUUUUUUUCAGCUGCAAAAUGGUAAUGAUUUCCUACCUCACAGGGUUGUUAUGAGGUUCAAAUGAGAUAGUAUUUGUAAAACAGCUUACUUAGCACUAGGCCUGGCACCUAAUAGGUACCAUAUAAACCUUUAUUUCUUCCCCCUAAGCACCCAUGUCUUCUCUCCGAUGGAAUAGUUCUUUCGAGAAUCCCCAUGUAUUCCUUUUGGGGAUAAUAUGCAGACAGAAUUCUCUAUAACCAUAUCUGCAGUAAGCUUUGUUGCCUCUUUCCCCCCUUCCCAGCUCUGUAAGCAAAUCUAAUUGUAGAAAUAUCAUAGAACAUCAUCCCUAUCUUCUUGCUUUGUAAUCUCAGCCCACCAUGUUAGGUAGUGAAUUCCUGGUGCUAUGUGCUCUCAGAGUAUGUUUUCAGAAUACUGUUCUCUUCAUAUUUAAUUAGUUUUGUUGGCAAUUGAGGAGGGGGCAACUCAGAAACUAUUUAUGUUUUUUAAAAACAUAGUUAAUUCUGACUGCAUGUAGAGAAGCUCCCAUUAUUCAUUCAUCAAACCCAACUGGAAAAAGGGGAACGUGUAAAUCUAUUUUUUUUUUGAGCUGUUGUUAAGAAUCUUCUCAUUAAAGUCAUAGGCUCUACAAUACCAAGGUUAAUUUUAAUCAUUGCAGAAUUUUACAAUUAAAAGCUAUUUAUGUCAUUAGAAAUUAUCUCAUUGUUGCUAUUGAAAAUAGCUUACGCUCCAAUCAUAAACAGUUUUAUUUUAAUAGACUUUGUCUGUGAUUUAAUUGCCUAGUGGAGUUUCCAAGACUAUUUUAGGCCAUUCCCAUGUAAUGUGUAUUCAUUGAUCUGUAAAACAAAGCACUUUUUUUAACCAUUAAAUAUUUAAAAACAAA
Messenger RNA from Gracilinanus agilis (Agile Gracile Mouse Opossum), 4868 nucleotides. It is a transcript of the gene HCFC2, whose product is annotated as host cell factor C2. The coding region runs from base 1 to 2367 and encodes 788 amino acids. Gene Ontology annotation, biological process: regulation of DNA-templated transcription; chromatin remodeling. Gene Ontology annotation, cellular component: histone methyltransferase complex. Gene Ontology annotation, molecular function: protein binding; transcription coactivator activity. The transcript is spliced from 16 exons. Lineage: Eukaryota; Metazoa; Chordata; Mammalia; Didelphimorphia; Didelphidae. The record is from RefSeq and is a predicted model, not a curated record.